Messenger RNA from Paecilomyces variotii, 1276 nucleotides. RefSeq lists its product as hypothetical. The record is from RefSeq and is a predicted model, not a curated record. The transcript has a single exon. The coding region runs from base 231 to 986 and encodes 251 amino acids. Lineage: Eukaryota; Fungi; Ascomycota; Eurotiomycetes; Eurotiales; Thermoascaceae.
CUCUUAAAACCCUGCGCUCGGAUGCGAUGCGCAUCUCAGCAAUGUAGAAUUCGGACAGAUCGCGACAUGUCACGUGUGCAGGACACCCGCGUCACGUGAGAUGACGUCCUCAGCCGCAUCCAUCGAGCUCCAUCAUACCUCUUACGCUGAGCUUUAUCUUGUAGAGAUUAUUCUAAAUCUCAAGACUUCUUUCUGUCCAGAUUUGAGACAUUCAAAGUGGCCCGGUAACGAUGGCGCCAAUAACCGGUGUGCCAACUUUCGGCAGUGCUCCCAUAAACCCUAAUACGGCAACUACUGCAUCCCAUGCUUCAGGGACGACUCCUCAGACGGCGUCCUCGAAUCCUGAGGCUCGUGGAGACAAUGAGGCUACAGUCACUGCUGCAGAAGCCGCGACAUCGACAUCGACGUAUCCACAAGCACAGCCAGGUGCCGUUCCAGUCCCAGGUCCAGCUCCGACGGGUGCUGUAAGUGCAUCUCUAUAUACACCCACGCCCAUUACGACCUCUCCUCCCACGACAACAACGGAUCAAAGUGCUCUGUCUCCGCCUGCUCCACAGCCGGGGUCGCGCCCUAUUCCUCCACCUGCAGCAUCGCAGUCAGCAGGAGCCAAUGACCUGCCUCCACCUCCAAAGGUCGGCGAGGUGCCCAAACCCGCAUCGUACUAUACGCGAGCGACGCCACCAACAGCAACGGCUGGCACUGGCACUGGCUUUGGAUAUACCACCCAGGCAACGCCUGCACAGGGCCUGAACGUCCCAAAUUCAACUUCUACUCCGUAUAAUACGAUGUAUCAACCUCCUGCGAAUAACACGCAGCUCCCGACCUAUAAUUAUGGUGCUGCAAGCAGAGGACCAGGUGGAGAUGUAUUCCAGGACGAAGAGGAAGGAGUAGGUCAGGCAAUAUGGAAGACUGCGAAGUCGUGGGUGCAGACGGCGGGAUCGAAGCUUGCGGAGGUGGAGGCUGAGGUAUGGAAGAGGGUUGGUUAGGUUGAUAUGGUGUACUUUCUAAAUUCGAUGAUGGGUUCAUUUGCUUUGCUUGGGAAAGAAGAGAUGAGAUGAGCGAGUGAAUGGAUGGAUGGAUUGCUAGCGAUAGGAUAUUGCCUUGGGUAGGAUUCGUGGUUUCUAUAGUCUCGAUCAGUCUUGUGGUCCUUGUGAUAUGAUACCGAUACUUACCAUGCAGGACAUGGGCGGGCGUUAGUGAUUCAAUAUACACAGAUUACAAUUAUCUUUUUCCUGGGUAUAUAUAUUUUUUAUGUGUAUAUGAUUAUGGGCUAAAG